UGACGUCGCGGGCGGCGGCGCCGGAUCAGCGCGGGUCGUAACCCUCUGCUUGGCCUAGCCCCUGGCCUCAGUUUCCCAUCUGGCCAGUGGGUUUCCGGGCUACUCGUCCUCGAGUUCACACAGCAGGGCCAGUGACUGACUACCUCCACGUGCCACCAGGGGUCUAAGGAGGAAUGGCGGCCAUGGGCACCCUGCUUGGCCUGCUGCGGCAGAGUGCCAUGAAAGCAGCCACCCCCAUGCCUCACCACCUGCACACAUCCUCCUGGUGGGCCGACAGCAACAGGGCCUUGCUUACUCGUGUGCGCCGCCAGGCCUAUGCACGCCUCUACCCAGUGCUGCUGGUCAGGCAGGACGGCUCUACCAUCCACAUCCGCUACAGGGAGCCUCGACGCAUGCUGGUGGUGAGCAGCCUCCACCUGGCACUCUCUGGUGCCUGCCUGAGGGCAGAGGAAGUUGUGGGGAUGCCCAUAGACCUGGACACCCUUUCUCCCGAGGAGCGCAGGGCCAGGCUCCGGAGGCGCGAGGCUCAGCUCCGGCCGAGGAAGGAGGAGGAGCCAGAGCCUGUCGACAGUUUUGAUGUGGAGCGUUACAGACGGUUUUGGACCAAGACCAAGAAGUGA
This is a messenger RNA of Galeopterus variegatus (Sunda flying lemur), 620 nucleotides long. RefSeq names its product 39S ribosomal protein L55, mitochondrial-like. Gene Ontology annotation, cellular component: mitochondrial large ribosomal subunit. The transcript is spliced from 4 exons. Lineage: Eukaryota; Metazoa; Chordata; Mammalia; Dermoptera; Cynocephalidae. Gene Ontology annotation, biological process: translation. Bases 174 to 620 code for a protein of 148 amino acids. Gene Ontology annotation, molecular function: structural constituent of ribosome. The record is from RefSeq and is a predicted model, not a curated record.